AUGCCCGCCCCAGGAUCCGAGGCAAUGCCAGAAACUCUGAACAGAGCUCAACGCCGCGCCGUGACAUCCGCUGCACCAACUGUUGCUAUUCUGGCAGGACCUGGAAGCGGCAAGACACAUACUCUGACCUCUCGGGUCGUAUGGCUGAUUCAACAGAUGGGCUACUCGCCCGCUGAUGUCAUUGUUGCCACAUUUACGGUCAAAGCUGCGAAAGAGAUGAAGGAACGAAUAGAGAAGCGACUUGGUAAAGCCUACGAACAGAAGAUUGUGUUGGGGACCUUUCACUCCAUUGCUCGGAGAUAUCUGGCAGCAUACGGGAACCGUAUCGGCCUGAACCCUAAAUUCGCCAUUGCAGAUGACGGGGAUUCCCGUGCCAUCAUCCAGAGAAUUAUCAAGCGGCUCGAUUUGAGGAUUGAGACAGCUCAUGCAAAAAGUUGGAUUAGUAAGAGGAAAUCAAGGGGCACGACACCUCUACCGGGAAAGCGUCAGCAAGAGAACCCGUCGCUCAAUAUUUGCUUCGCUGAGUACCAGCAACAUCUCGCUCGAGCAAACCUCCUGGAUUACGAUGAUUUGUUGGUUCGAUGUGUUGAAUUACUGCAACAUCACCCGGCAUGUGUGUCUAAUGUACAGGCAGUGUUGAUCGACGAAUAUCAAGACACAAAUGGUAUACAAUACGACCUGAUGAGGCUGUUCGCCCAAACCCGACAGAGGAUCACGAUUGUUGGAGAUCCGGACCAAAGCAUCUAUGGCUGGCGCUCGGCGGAAAUAAAGAAUCUUUACCGGCUUCUGCGCGAUUAUCCGCAGACAGACGAGAUCUCUUUGGAGGAGAACUAUCGUUCAUCACAGCACAUCUUGAAUACGUCGCUACAGGUUAUCCAACAAGACGAGAAGCGAUACAAGAAAGUUCUGCUACCAGUUCACGCCAAAGGUACCAAACCGGUGCUCAGGAAACUCAGAAGUUCGUCAGCAGAAGGGGAGUGGAUCGUGUCCGAGCUGAGGAGAAUCACUACAAUGUUUGGCGGCCUGCUGAAGAAUGAGGAUGUAGCUAUUUUGUUACGUUCUGCGUCACUCUCGAGGCACAUUGAAUCGGCAUUAGGUAAGUCGGGGAUAUCGUACCGCAUGGUUGGCGGACUCAAAUUCUACGAAAGGAAAGAGAUCAAGAUCCUCCUGGACUACCUCCGAGUGGUUUACCAGCCCAACAACAAUGACGCUGUUUCGAGGAUCAUCAACACGCCUCGGCGGGGCGUCGGAGAAGCAACAGUCAAGUCGCUUUUGGAAGAAGCCGAAAAGUCAAACCUCAGUCUCUGGGCCAUUCUUUGGCGGCACUGCCGUGGUGGCCGACAGCUGACGACAAAAAUCCGACCCAGCAUGGAGCAGAAGCUAAAUACGGAGCUACUGAGGGUGAUCUCUACCUUGCGUUCAAAAGCAGAACAUCUUGAUAACGCCGGCGAAUCGACAUUGGUUGGAUUGAUAGAGCAUUUGGUGACUUUGCUCAACUUCAAAUGCUAUCUCGAGACGGAAUACGAAGAGGACCACGAGCAACGGUGGGCCAAUGUUCAGGAGCUGCUCAAUUUGGCAGGAGACUUUAUGCGCGACUUUGGCGCGGGCAGUGAGGAGGCGCUGCCUACUAUUGAGGAUGUGGGACAAGUGGGCAACGACGACGUACUGGGAAGAUUCCUGGCAAACGUGGCUCUGGCAUCGGACGCACAAUCCAGUGACACGCAGCAAGACAAGUCGUCUGACGUAACGAUAUCCACGAUCCACGCUGCUAAAGGGCUCGAGUGGCCCGUGGUAUUCAUCCCGUCCGUGUACGAGGGUUCAAUACCACACUCCCGAGCUGAAGACAUGGACGAGGAGCGGAGGUUGCUUUAUGUGGCAAUGACACGGGCCAAGGCAUUGUUGUAUUUGAGUUGCCCUCUGUAUGGCUCUCAGGGGCUGAGCAACAAAGUCGAACUUUCGCCCUUCAUCACAUCUUUCGCCGGUGCCUUUGAUCAGAAAGGGCCGUCAUUUGAUUCACCUGUUGUAGAGACUGUUGGUAAGAUGCUCAACAGAAUGGUGCCUGACGAAAAGUCGACGUUUGAUCAGAUUCCCCCCAUGUUUUGUAUCGAGGACACGCAGUUCCCAAUAGACCCAUUUGAUCCAAAAGACGCCAACGGUCUUGAUCUGGGCAACGACCAUUGCCGCUCAAGAGUGCCGAAACGCCAAAAGACGCAAAAUACGCUGGAGGGUGGUGGCGAUGCCGCCCAUGAGGAGAAACCUUGGAAGCCGGACUAUUCUACAACUAUGGAGCAAUCGGCAGCUUUUACAAUGGCGGCUUCCAUGCCUGGAUUCGUCACCGCGGGAGCUCAUCAGUUGGCGCUCAACGCAGCUGGAGUCCCAUCAGCAUUCAAAUCAAACAGCGCCGACAAGACCAAUUUGAAGAGAGGGGGUCAAGGAGCGACUGCCAGCAGACGAGCCGAUCAGAAAAGCCUCCUCGGAUUCGUGACAACUGCAAGCAGCGCCAGAAAGAGCUAUCCAGCCGACAAGGCCACGUCGCGAUACCAGGCAGCUGCCUCAAGAGCCAGCGGACGAUUAGCACCCCAAGCCAUACGCGGCACCGACGAAAGUCCAUCAAUAGACGCCGAGUUCACGAAACAUAAAAUCGCGGGAGCAAAGCCGGUAUUCCGGAUGGGCGCAUCCAGGCUCACUGACGACAAGGCUGGCGGCGAGAAGAACGCCUGUUUCUCGAGCUCGCCUACAAGAGAAGCAUCGCCGGAAGCGGGUGUAGGUGAGCAGGCGCCAAAGCAAGUGCUUCAGAGACCAGCUGCGAGUUUCCACUCGACAACCUUCAUGUCGAUGAAGCCAGUCGGCGGUGUAAGGCGGCCAGUUGGGCUGGGCCCUCCGCCAUCCAUGGACCGUCUGCGAAAGCCGUUUAAACCUCCUACGAUCAAUCGACCGCAGGGACAGUCUGGAAAGCUCCGGCUCUGUGCGUUGUGA
Molecule: messenger RNA, 2976 nt
Organism: Ustilaginoidea virens
Lineage: Eukaryota; Fungi; Ascomycota; Sordariomycetes; Hypocreales; Clavicipitaceae
Exons: 3
Coding region: 1-2976 (991 amino acids)
Biological process (GO): recombinational repair
Cellular component (GO): nucleus
Molecular function (GO): 3'-5' DNA helicase activity; ATP binding; hydrolase activity
Source: RefSeq, a predicted model, not a curated record